Pseudomyrmex gracilis is the source of this 1785-nucleotide messenger RNA. Its product is annotated as integral membrane protein 2B. Bases 235 to 1188 code for a protein of 317 amino acids. Gene Ontology annotation, cellular component: plasma membrane; Golgi apparatus; extracellular exosome. The record is from RefSeq and is a predicted model, not a curated record. Gene Ontology annotation, biological process: negative regulation of amyloid precursor protein biosynthetic process. The transcript has 5 exons. Gene Ontology annotation, molecular function: amyloid-beta binding. NCBI's taxonomy places the organism in Eukaryota, Metazoa, Arthropoda, Insecta, Hymenoptera, Formicidae.
CAUUUAACAUUUGUAUAUAUACAUACGCAGUUGAUCGGGAGACGUGCUGUAUCAAUUUUGUGUUUGUCGCUCGCUUCCUCUAUCCGCAGCGCGAUUGUCUUCGCGAUAAAACGCUCGUCGUUAAGUAACGCACGUAGCAAGUGCGCGAUUUAAGGAUUUAAGGAUUUUUUUUCGAGUUCUUUCGGAAAGAGGAAGAUUUUUUGAUUGUCAUCCGUAUUCUGCAGAGCGGCGAAAAUGACGAUCAUCACGAAAGCGUUCAGCGAAAAGAAGGCGUCCGACAAAAUGGAGCGGCCAUUGUUUGUGGAGGAAAACUCGACGGAGGUGUCAAAGGGAGAUGUGGAGGAGGGACGUUCCGAGGCCCCAGAGUCAAGAGACACCUACUUUUACGCUUCUAAGGAAAUAAGGAUUCGCCGUGUUCCCUAUAAAGCCACAUUCUUGCUCUUUUCUCUAGCAAUCACAAUACUGAGCAUCGGCGUGAUUGGUGGGCUUUACAUCUACAAACAGUAUGGCAAAACCCAGAUGCAGAGAUUCCGUUCUGGCUGGCUUAGAAUUGCGUAUGAUAGCAUCAUAAACAAACCAUUUCCUGUUAGUGGAGUAGGAGGUGUAAUGGCUAAUUCUGAUUUCUUCAAAAGUAUGGAAACUCCGGAGCCGGCGGUGGCGCUGGAUAUGGGUGAGGAGUUAAAUCAGGAGAUCAAUAAUUUCUUCAAGGAAAGAUUGGAGAUUGAUCUCGAGAAUGAGCAUUACGAGAAGAUCGAUGUGCCUGAUUUCCGCGGCGGACGUCAGGGACGCUUUAUACAUGACUUCAACAUUAACAAAACAGGUAUCAUAGAUAUCGACGGACAGUGUUGCUUUGUUAUGCCAUUGAAUCGUGAGCGCGUAUUGCCACCUCGCAAUUUGUACGAUCUUCUUAAAAAGAUGAAUAACGGUUACUACGAAGUAGAUACUGCGGUUGUACGAGAAACCAUGAAAGUAGUCACACCACCGAUCACUGAUAUGUCGAUUCUUGGAAGAUAUAUAGCACGGGAAUGUCACGAUAUGCCUACUUACAUGCUAACAAAAGUGUAUUGCAAUGGUUCUUCUUCUGUUGUGAAACGCAGUGCAUCAAGCGGAGUGUUCGGGCAAUUCGCCGGCAAUAAUAUUCUGGAAGUUGAUAUUGUGAAUCUGGAAGAUUCUUUAACUAAAAAAUAAAAUCAAUUACGCCGGCGGGAAUUUUCAAUUAUCCUAGAAUAUUUUAAUCACACAGUAGAUAAAUGUAUAAAAAUUGUACGCUGUCCAGAGUAUGCUUAGGUACGUAAUUUUCUCUCCUCUGUUGUCUCAUGUUCAAAAUCACAUGUCACAAUAUUUGUAAUACAAUAAUAUUAAUGGUUUUUUCCUCACAUUUCUUCGACUUGCUGUGUUUCAGAUAUCCUCUUUAUCAAGAUCUUCAUUAUGUCUUUCCAUUAUAUUUUCUAUUAGCUUUAAAAUCUUGUAAAAUGAUAAAUGCAAAAUACGCGAUUUGUAAACAAUUUGCUCUAGUAUUUCAAGAUCUUCAUUAUGUCCUUCCAUUAUAUUUUCUAUUAGAUUUAAAAAUCUUUUAAAAUGAUAAAUGCAAAAUAAGCGAUUUGUAAACGAUUUGCUAGUAUUUGACGAUGAAAGAGGCACUUAUAAUAUCAAGACAAAGAUAGUGAGUGUGAACGACUGUGCGAGACUAAAUCGCAUAUUAAAAAAAUAUAACGAGUUUGAGAUAAAUUAUAUUAUGAAACGGAGCGACAUCCGUGAGUUCUCAUAGGGGGGGGAAAAAAAAAA